AGUCAAACUAUAGACUGAUCAUUUCAACAACGUAUGUUUUUCAGAACGGACACGGAUUUUAUUAUAUAAAAAAAUUUCAAGAAAAUAAAACGGGCGUGUAAACAAACUUAAAGAAAAGUGGAAAAGUGAAAACUAGGGCAACAUAUCAAAGAAAAACAGAAAAUUAUGUGAUAAAUUGAAAAUAAAUAAGAGAUAAAUAAAAAUAAUUAUUUAAAAGAAUAUUUAAACAAUUUUUAACAAAUUCAUUUAAUUGUAAAAGAAAAAAAAUAUAAUAAACAAAACAAAAUGGAGGUUUAUACAUCAGAUAGCAGUGACACCGACUCACGCGAACAGAAAACUUUGGAUUAUGGCCGCAUGAAUUUAUACGAAAUCACUUUGGAAGAUGAUCUCUACUCCGAGACUAAACAGCGUUUGAAAUCACAAAAAGAUAUAGAAAUUUUAUUACUCAAUCAUAAUCGUCUCAAAUUUUUACCCACGACCAUUAAGAAUUUCACAAAUUUACGCAUUUUGGAUUUAAGUUCAAAUCAAUUGACAGAAUUACCCGAAGCAAUAGCCCAAUUGCCGUUGGUCACUUUAGUGGCCAAAAAUAAUCAAUUAACCAAUCAAUCAUUGCCCAAAACGUUUACCAUGAAAAAUCAACAAUCCUGCCUAAAAGAAUUGAAUUUAAGUGGCAAUCUUUUGACCCACUUUCCGGAACAGGUUAUCGAAUUAAGGAAUUUGAAAUAUUUAUAUGUUGGAGGCAAUCAAAUAACCGCCAUAAGCAAAGAUAUCUGGAAAAUGCAAAGGUGAGUGUUAAGGUUAAAU
Lucilia sericata (common green bottle fly) is the source of this 804-nucleotide messenger RNA. RefSeq names its product leucine-rich repeat-containing protein 58-like. The transcript has a single exon. Gene Ontology annotation, molecular function: protein binding. The record is from RefSeq and is a predicted model, not a curated record. The coding region runs from base 286 to 789 and encodes 167 amino acids. NCBI's taxonomy places the organism in Eukaryota, Metazoa, Arthropoda, Insecta, Diptera, Calliphoridae.